This is a messenger RNA of Elephantulus edwardii (Cape elephant shrew), 1335 nucleotides long. It is a transcript of the gene PLVAP, whose product is annotated as plasmalemma vesicle associated protein. The transcript has 5 exons. Lineage: Eukaryota; Metazoa; Chordata; Mammalia; Macroscelidea; Macroscelididae. Gene Ontology annotation, cellular component: caveola. Gene Ontology annotation, biological process: positive regulation of cellular extravasation; regulation of vascular permeability. The coding region runs from base 1 to 1335 and encodes 444 amino acids. The record is from RefSeq and is a predicted model, not a curated record.
AUGGUGCUGGCCAUGGAGCGCGGGAGCCCGUACACGCGGCCGCUGCACAAGUCGGUGGGGAACGAGCACAGCUGCUGGUACUACCUGCGCUACUUCUUCCUCUUCGUCUCGCUCAUCCAGUUCCUCAUCAUCCUGGGCCUGGUGCUCUUCAUGGUGUACGGCAACGUGCACAGCGGCACCGAGUCCAACCUGCAGGCCACCGAGCGCCGCGCUGACAGCCUCUACGGCCAGGUCAUGGGGCUCUCGGCCACCAAGACCAACCUGACCAAGGAGCUCAACCUCACCGCCAAGGUCAGGGACUCCAUCAUGCAGUCGCUGCUGAGCGCGCGUGGGGAGCUGAACCGUAUCAACGCCAGCUUCCGCCAGUGCCAGGCCGAGCGGGUCAUCCACCUGAACAACGAGCGAUACAUGGCCGCCAUCAUCUUGAGCGAGCAAGAAUGCCAAGAGCAGCUCAAAGGGAGCAACAAGAGCUGUAACGCUUUGGUCUCAACCCUGAGCCAGAAGGCUAAGUCCCUGGAGGAAAACCUGGCGAAGGAGAAGGGCACAUGCACCAAAGAAAAGGAGAUGCUGACGUUGGGCAAGCGGGCGGCGGAGGACCAGCUGAUGGAGUGCAGGAAGAGCCAGGUGCAGCUGCAGCAGGAGCAGCGCAUCUCCGAUGAGCGUGUGCGCAAGGUGGAGGUGAUGUGCCUGCGCUUCGACAAGGAGAAGUUCGAGCAGGAGCUGCGCACCCUCUGGAGGGAUUCCAUCAUCCCACGCACGCUGGACAGCAUCAGCUACCCCUACCAUCCGCUCGGCUCGGACGUGGUCUCCAUCCGCAGGUCCUGUGACUACCUGCCCACUCUCAUGAGCACCAAGGUGGAGGAGCUGGCCCGCAGCCUGCGAGUGGACAUCGAGCAAGUGGCCCGAGAGAACGCGGAGCUCAAGCGCCAAAAGCUGGAGAUGGAGCGGAACCUGCAGGCCCUUCAGGAGGCCAAGGAGAAGGUGGAGAAGGAGGCCCAGGCCCGGGAGUCCACGAUGCAAACCGACCAUUCCCGGCAGAUGCAGGCCUUGACGGAGGAGAGGACAGCAAUGCGCAAGGAACGGGACGGCCUGACCAAGGAACUGGAGGAGAGGAAGAAGGAGAUCGAGCAGCUCCAGAUGAAGCUGGCCGUGAGUGCCUCAUCCCUGGACACCUGCAUCAAGGCCAAGACACAAGGUCCCUUAACUGUACCGAAAACAGUGGUCUCUGCCCCCAGCAAUCCACCCAUCGACCCAGCCAGCCUGGAGGAAUUCAAGAAGAAGAUCCUGGAGUCCCAGCGAACCUCUGUCCGCACUGUGGUGGCCCCAUCCAGGUGA